AACUCAUCGACGGUUAAAAUAUUUAUCUCCGUUCUUUCAAAAUCAACGCUAACGACGGUUCUAUUCAUAUUAAAUUUUUAUAAAUUUUGUGAAAAGUUCUAAUGCAAAAUUAAUUUAUAAUAAAUUUAUUCAGCACAUAAAACUUUGUAACGAAUUAAUGAACUGAAAAUGGAUAACGCAGCGUUCAUGGAAAGCUGGAACAGCAUAAUACCACAGAAAAUAAAACUUGCCGAUCUGGAGCAUCCAACGGAAUCGUUCAUGUGCCGAUGUUUGGUGAGCUUUUUCCGGAUGAUGAAGUACGACGUAUCGGAGUUUGAUCAGAUGUACAACGAGUCCAAAGAGUCUACUAUGAGAAAAAGGGUGGCGAUUGUGGCUAACACCAAUCAUUUCUAUCAACUAUGCAUGGGAUCAAAGCAGCGUAACUUUCUUUACGUUGAUCUCAUAAAACCAUCUCCCAAGAAAACAGUUCAUGUGUUGAACAUCUUACUAAACUAUCUGUUUUACAUAAACAUGGUUCGAGACCAAACGGUCGAGAAAGCUACACAGUGUACGGCCAAGUACCACGAAUUGGAGAUAAACAUCAACCAACAGAAGCGAGAAAUAGAGAAUCACAAAAUCAAAAUCAAUAACGUCGAACAAAACAUCAGCAAAAUGCGUCACCAACUGCCACAGCUGGAAACCGAAAAUGAGAAGCUCAGAGAGACGAAGCAGCAACUGCUGGUCAAGAUCAGUACCUUCAAGGCGGCGGAUAGUGAUUUUGCUGAAAAAAUCACCAAACUAAAAAUGGACUAUGCGAUGCUGCAGGAUCGGCGGGUGGACGAUGAGGAAGCUGCCACUUUGAUACGGAAAAACGAAGAACUUGAAGCGGAAAUCGAAGAGUGCGAGAAGCAGGAAAAGGCACUGCAGACGGCCAAUUCGGAGUAUGCUACUCUCAUUAGCCAGAUCAAGCCAUGCAUAUUUGCUGCGGAAGAGAUCCUACAAAAUGUGCACGAUGAUUCUUUGAUGAACCUUAAAAAUCAAGUGGAUGCAUUGCGAUUAAACUGCAGCAAGCUGGAAACGGAUUACGCGAGGAAAACGACUACCCUCCAGGCUCUGCAGAAAAACUGUGAAGCAGUUCGGGAUUAUGUGAACGAAAUGGAAAAACAGCUCUCCGUGGGGCACAAAACGAAGCGAAAAACUGAACGGCAAACAAUAAGCGAUCUCGGUAAGCAGCAAAUACGGCUGGACGAACUGCACGAACAAAAUAACGAUAACCUGGAGCAGAUUAAGGUACUGAAAGAGGAAAUCCUGCUGAUAAUGCAGAUGGCCGAACAAGCGAAGACCUUUCUGAUGCGAGAUCCAGUUCAUCUAAGAAAGUGAUCUGUCUAGAGUUAUCGUUGCCCUGUAUCCAGUAUUACUAAGUCUCUACUCUUUGUUGAAAGAUUUUUUU
This is a messenger RNA of Armigeres subalbatus, 1429 nucleotides long. RefSeq lists its product as uncharacterized. The transcript has 6 exons. Gene Ontology annotation, cellular component: kinetochore; Ndc80 complex. Lineage: Eukaryota; Metazoa; Arthropoda; Insecta; Diptera; Culicidae. Bases 169 to 1359 code for a protein of 396 amino acids. The record is from RefSeq and is a predicted model, not a curated record.